CGUUUAUGCUAGUGCUCUAGUUUGAUCACUGUCGUGACCUUGUUUGUAUACUAUUGAACAGAUAGGAGUAUAGAGACAUGGACAUAAAGACCUUGCAGGAGAACCUAGCUCGUUAUGGUCAAGAACAUCUGCUGAAAUUUUGGCCGUCGCUGACCCACGAUCAACGUACCCUACUGUACAAUGAUUUAGCUAGUAUCGACUUUGCUGAGGUCACAGAUAUUCUCCAGCAUUGUAACUUAACGCCAAGUACCGAAAAUGGGAAACUGGAUGAACUGCUGCAACCGAUCCCUGACGAACUUCACGGGAGAUCGUCUCGCACCGAUCCCGAUCUUCUCAAGACCUACAGAACAGAAGGUUUAAGACAGGUCGCAGAGGGACGUGUUGCCGUUCUUCUCCUCGCUGGGGGUCAGGGAACAAGACUUGGCGUAACAUACCCAAAAGGAAUGUAUAAUGUAGGAUUACCUUCACAAAAAACCUUGUACCAGCUUCAAGGCGAACGAAUUGUUCGACUGGAACACCUGGCCGAGGAAGUUAUUGGACAAAGAGGAACAGUACCUUGGUACAUAAUGGCCAGUGAGCAUACUAUGGAACCUACCUUAGAAUUUUUCGCCAGCCACGACUAUUUUGGUCUCAGAAAAGAAAAUUUGGUGGUUUUUGAACAAGGCAUGCUUCCUUGUUUCACGUUUGAUGGCAAAAUGAUACUAGAAAGUCCGUGGAAGAUAGCAAGAGCCCCUGAUGGAAAUGGUGGCCUGUAUCGAGCAUUGAGGAAAAGAGGAAUAAUCAAUGACAUGGAAAGACGAGGGAUCAAAUACGUUCACGUAUACUGUGUAGACAAUAUUUUGGUUAAAAUGGCCGAUCCAAUUUUUAUUGGAUAUUGUAUCAGCAAAGGUGCAAAUUGUGCUGCAAAGGUUGUUGAGAAAUCGUAUCCCAUGGAGCCAGUGGGCGUGGUGUGCAAGGUUGCUGGGAAGUACCAAGUUGUGGAAUAUAGUGAAAUAACUUCUCGAACGGCACAGAAAUGUAACCCUGAUGGUAGCUUGAUGUUUAACGCUGCUAACAUCUGUAACCAUUUCUUCACGCUGGACUUUUUACGUGAUGUAACCAAUUCCAAUACCUUGAAGCAUCAUAUAGCUAAGAAGAAAAUACCUUAUACGAAUGAUAACGGUCAAAAAAUUAAACCUGAGAAACCCAAUGGGAUCAAGCUAGAGAAGUUUGUGUUUGAUGUCUUUGAAUUUACCGAGUAUGUAUUAUUUAAAUUACCACCUGGUUGGUCUUUUUAUGGAUUUGCUGCUAGCCAGAACCUACCAUUUUUAUGUGGAUCGAUUUUCCAUUACAGUGCACCAUCAGUUUGUCAGAAUGGUACUACCAAUGGUCAUGGGCAAUACAGUGGUGAAUAUAUAAAUGAUGAAAGUAUAAAGCCUUACUUGGAAAAAACAGUGGUAUGUGAAAUUUCUCCACUGAUAACAUAUGAUGGUGAGGGUCUUGAAGAAUUUGUGAAAGGCAAGAUUUUUGUCCCUCCUGUAAUUUUGAACUUCCAACAGGGGCACAACCUCCAUCAGUGUGGUGCUAAUAAUAUUAGAAGUGACUAAUAAGAGAUCUUCUUAAAAUACUUCAAUGCAUUUUAUUCCUAAAGUGCCUUUCUUCUUAAGAUGGAUUGGCUGUAAAAUAUUUUCUUAAAUUAGUAGUCAUUCUCACAAACAAUGAUUGUAUGUGAUUUGGGUAUAAACUUUAGAAUAUGAGUAUACUUUUUUGAGGAAGUGAGGCUUGAAUUUAUAAAAAUGAUAUGAUCACCUUCCUUUUUGGUCUAGUUUUUAAUUUAUAAAUGUACAAAGUAAAGUAUUUGCUUUAAGCAAUUUUAUCUAUAAAAAUAAUACAAGAUUUUUUUUCAUUUCAUUCCAGUUUUCUAA
Limulus polyphemus (Atlantic horseshoe crab) is the source of this 1904-nucleotide messenger RNA. Its product is annotated as UDP-N-acetylhexosamine pyrophosphorylase-like. The record is from RefSeq and is a predicted model, not a curated record. The coding region runs from base 78 to 1586 and encodes 502 amino acids. Gene Ontology annotation, molecular function: UDP-N-acetylglucosamine diphosphorylase activity. Lineage: Eukaryota; Metazoa; Arthropoda; Merostomata; Xiphosura; Limulidae. The transcript is spliced from 11 exons. Gene Ontology annotation, biological process: UDP-N-acetylglucosamine biosynthetic process.